UUUAUUAUAUAAAAUAUGGUCCAAAUUUUGAGUUAGAGGUAGUAUCAGAUCAUUCCUCUAGCGAUGCAGCAACAAAAGUUCAAGAGGCAAUAAACGAAUUAAAUGGAGAUUUAAACAAAAGUCGGAUGUCAGGUCCUUUACUUUUUGGUCUUCAUCUUAAACAAGUUCAAAAGGGUCGACCAUAUAUUAGACCUUUGAAACGUUUUAAUAAAAUAAGUAUUUCUGCUAAAAAAUCCCGUGCAAGAACUUUUGCAAAAAACAUUAAAGAAAAUUUUAAUCAAAUUGCCAAAGAAAAUUAUCAUCCUAAUGAUCAAGUUACUCUUAAGGAACUGUCUUAUACAGUUGCAAAUACGCCUUUUCAAAUAGAGUUUGGAUCUCAGAAUACAAUAAAAAAAAAUAAGCAUGAAUUAGAAAUAGUACAAAUAAUUGAUAGGUAUCAAAUACCACGGGAUGGAUAUCGUGCUUUAUCAGCUAUUCAACCAGAACUAUCUCGUGAUCAUAUAAUCUCUAAUCAACUCUUUAGCGAACAUCAUGCUUUUGUACCAAAAAAGGAGAUAGAAUUAUAG
Messenger RNA from Racocetra persica, 566 nucleotides. NCBI's taxonomy places the organism in Eukaryota, Fungi, Glomeromycota, Glomeromycetes, Diversisporales, Gigasporaceae. The record is from the annotation of a GenBank genome assembly.